GCCCCUUCCAGCGAGGGCGGACUGCCUUGGCCUUUAAGCGCCCGCUGACGCUCAACUGAAAGAGGCUCGGGUCAGUCCCCACACCAUGCCCGUUUUGCGCUCCGAGCCAGAGUGCGCCUGAGCCGUCCGGGCCUCGGUGUCCCCGCGGGUCUUGCGCCGCCGCCUCUCCGUGAUGCAGGCGCGCGCCCUACUCCCUGCCACGCUGGCCACGCUGGCCACGCUAGCUGUGUCGGUCCUGGCCCGGGAGCCCCCGGCGGCGCCUUGUCCUGCGCGCUGCGACGUGUCGCGCUGUCCGAGCCCUCGCUGCCCUGGGGGCUAUGUGCCAGACCUCUGCAACUGCUGCUUGGUGUGCGCCGCCAGCGAGGGUGAGCCCUGCGGCCGCCCCCUGGACUCGCCAUGCGGGGACAGUCUGGAGUGCGUACGCGGCGUGUGCCGCUGCCGUUGGACCCACACGGUGUGUGGCACAGACGGGCACACAUAUGCCGACGUGUGCGCGCUGCAGGCCGCCAGCCGUCGUGCGUUGCAGAUCUCCGGGACUCCAGUGCGCCAGCUGCAGAAGGGUGCCUGCCCCUCUGGUCUCCAUCAGCUGACCAGUCCGCGGUACAAGUUCAACUUCAUCGCCGAUGUGGUGGAGAAGAUCGCGCCAGCCGUGGUCCAUAUAGAGCUCUUUCUGAGGCACCCUCUGUUUGGCCGAAAUGUGCCACUGUCCAGUGGCUCGGGCUUCAUCAUGUCAGAAGCCGGCUUGAUCGUCACCAACGCCCACGUGGUCUCCAGCUCCAACACCGCCUCAGGUCGGCAGCAGCUGAAGGUGCAACUGCAGAAUGGGGAUGCUUAUGAGGCCACCAUCCAGGACAUCGACAAGAAGUCAGACAUCGCCACCAUCUUAAUCCACCCCAACAAAAAGCUCCCCGUGUUACUGCUGGGUCACUCGGCAGACCUGCGGCCUGGCGAGUUUGUGGUGGCCAUCGGCAGUCCCUUUGCCCUGCAAAACACCGUGACAACGGGCAUCGUCAGCACUGCCCAGCGGGAUGGCAAAGAGCUGGGCCUCCGGGAUUCGGACAUGGACUAUAUCCAGACAGACGCCAUCAUCAAUUAUGGGAACUCAGGAGGCCCCCUGGUGAACCUGGAUGGUGAGGUCAUCGGCAUCAACACGCUCAAGGUGGCGGCUGGUAUCUCCUUUGCCAUCCCCUCGGAUCGCAUCACGCGCUUCCUCUCUGAGUUCCAAGACAAGCAUGUGAAAGCCCUCUCACGAGCACUGCACUGAGAGCAGGGGCCUUCCUCCUGCUUGCCCCCUCCUUUGCGGCCCUGUCAGCCACACACAAGGAUCCCAGUACAGCCAAGACCCGUCCCAUGAAGAACUGCAAGCGAGGAGCCUCAUUCUGUUCCAAGUGGCCCUAUGAAGAUGACAGGAGCAGGCAGAGCCUGUCCCUCCCAGGAAUCCGAGGCACCUUCUGGUGAAUAGUGGGAACUAGCCACCUUUUCUCUUGGCUAGUAGGAAGCUCAGAACUAGACCAGGGUUCCUAGACCAUGGGUAGCCUUGGCCCUUUGUGUAGUGACUAGAAUUUUCCAGUUAGCUUGCUUAUGGGAUUGGAACUGGGAUAGACUGGUCUGUGGGUGACUGCUAUGCUGGAAAUGGGCCAGAGACCUCUUGUCCCCUGGAUGCUUCUUCUAUUCUCAGACAAGAACUCCCUGGGGGUUAGGAUCUGCUCCUCUGUUGUAGAGCAACUGUCCUAGUCACUGUGUCCUGGUCACUCAGCCCAGGCUCUUUGGAAAUGCUCACCCCCAUUCCAGAGCUGUUAUCACCCAAGGACAGUGCCUUCCUACUACCAGAGGAUCUGAUAAGGCUUAGCUAAGUGGGGUCCAUUGACUUAAAGUCAUUCUGAAAUGUGUGCUUAUUUAUGCUUUUCCGUUUCUAAAUAAAAACAUCAGAUGAUCUGAACCCUGCUAAUCUAAGUUCUUUAACACAUCCCUUUUAUUAAAUCAGGGAGGCAUUGAGAGCAUCUCUUUUCUCAUCCAGGGGUUGGUGCAGAUUCUGAGUGACUGGAGCAGUGUUGGUCAGCGGAGCUGUCCCCUUGGCUGUGAGCCAGGAGCUUUGGGAUAACAAGGGAGGCAGGGCACACCCCUGCUUCUUCUGGUCUCAGAUUCCCUUUGAAGAACUCUCAUGCCUGGUAGAGUCCCAGAAGAGGAGGUGGGUGGGUAUAGGGAGUACACAGGGCCUGCCACCAAAGCAGGAGCUUGAGCUGGGCCCCAAGCAGAGCAACACUCAGCUGUACUUCUCUGCAGCCUUCAGGGGACGGAGCUAGGAACCUUGACUGCAGACGAUUAGACUAGCCUUGGACCAGAGGUCCGACCUAGCCUCAACUCCUUCCAAGACUGCGCAAGUGUAUGAUUGGCUGAGCUGCCCUGUCCUCUCCUAAGCUGUGCCCUCAGAGCCUUCCCUCUGGUGAGGAGAGAAACCCAGAGGACUUUGGAACCAUGUGACAUCUGGAUGAUGGGCGUGGACAAGAGAGAAGAGAAACAGGAGCUCGGAAAAUGGGGACGUGCCUAUCCCAGCUGUGGGCAGGACAGGGUAGCCCAACAUCACAGAAGGCCAGCGAGGGUGGGCUAUUGAGGAGACUGUCAGAGCAGGAGACCUACAUGACUAGGUAUUGUGCGGUAUUGGGGAGGGGGUAAUGGUAAGUAGGACAUGUUGACUUCUGGGCAGGGGUCAGUGGCUGAGAGGAGGCGAGGAGACUUCAGGGUAUACCUACCUUUUCAUGGUUGAAUCGGGCUUUGUUCAAAGACUGAGGCAUUGGGGUUUAUCAACAGGCAAGGGGUGGUAUGGGAGCAGUGUGUGUGUGUGUGUGUGUGUGUGUGUGUGUGUGUGUGUGUGUGUGUGUGUGUGUGUGUGUAAGGGGCAUCAACCAGAAGCUGAGGAGCUGCCAAAGACAGCUGGGGUUCCUUUGCGCUGACCUGAGAGAAAUCACAGACAGGCAAAGGGCAGCUCCAAAGAGGUCUGAGAGUUACUGCUCCAGAGUGCAGGGGGUGGGGACCCUCUGCUCCUCUCCUCACUGCUCUCUAUAUUUACAGACUGGGAGUCUCUACUCUUUCUGGGCUCUUCAUGGUCUUUUGUCUGUGGUAUUGUUUCUCGGCCAUCUUCUCUCAGAGUUUAUCCUCUGUUGAUCUCUGGAACUCUUCAGAGCUUCUGGUGUCAGCGUCUGUAUCUCUUGGUGCUUCUCUGAAACACUCAGCUUCUUCUUGGGGCUACGGCUCCAAGCUUUGGGUGUCACGGUCUACAGCUCUUAGUGGCUCUCUGAAAUACUCAGCUUCUUCUUGGGGCUACAGCUCCAAGCUUUGGGUGUCACGGUCUACAGCUCUCAGUGGCUCUCCGGAACUCUCAGCUGCCUCCUUGCUGCUGCCAACCAGACUGUUUUGUUUUAUUUUGUACUUUUGUCUGCUUUUUGUGUAACCAGUUCAACCCACUACUUGUGAUAAAGAUCAGAAGUAGGCAGAAGGACCACUCAGGAAAAAGCUUUUGUAGGGGCUGGAGGGAUAUGUCCUUAUAUAGCUACAGAGAGCACGGUAGGAUUCCACCAAUGACACGUCAGCAUCCUACCUACCAAUCCCAGGUCUCUCAUGAGCUCAACCACUUUCUGCCUAUCACAAGCUAUUUGUGAUUGACAGCUCCUACAGUCACUGGGGCGGUGCCUCCCUCACCCCUAACUUGUUGCAGAUUGUUACUGCCGGGGCUGAAGCAUCUGUGGACAGGGGUCACCGAGCCUUCUCAAGGUUGGAGUCGGGUGUCCCAGAACUGUCUGGAGCUGGCCUGGGUAGAGCAAGACCUCCUCCUGGCUCUGGUGGCAGCUGUGGCUGCCGAGGUUCUUGCAGCUGGAGUGGAGCUCCCCCUGAGGACUGCGGAGUGUGCACAACAGGCAUACUGGCUACCAAAGGAGAGUUUGCUUGGCUCACACACCCUCCUCCCACCCCCACUCCAUCCCCACUCAAAGCUGUGAGGCAGAAGGGCCUGUCAUGUCAUCCAGGGGACUGAAGGGCCUGCUCUAAAAAUAGGCCUUACACGAUUUAAAGAAGAAACCUACCCAGAAACACUAAAGUCUGCUUAGACUAAGAAACCUGUGUGGGAAUAAUGUCACUAGUGUCCCCUGCUUACCCCUAGAGGUAGGCAUCCCUCUAACCUGCCUCAGAAUGAAUCCUCAAAUGUGUGAAGCCCUGGCUGGGGCUUUGCCCACAACAUUGGAGGUCUGUGUGAAGGUGGCAAGCAUCGUUCAGUGGCACUUACCAUAGCCACUGCCCUCUAGGUCUAGAACAUUCUCAGGUCCCAGCUGUCUCAGUCCUUUAAGGUACCCUCCCCUCUUCUGCCUUGUCAUUCUGUCACUGAUGCUCUGAGGCUUACAAAGUGGGGUUACGUGAGGGCAAAGUGAUGAUUCCCACCUGUGCUAGUCUUUCCAAUUGGGCUGCAUGUGUUUACAGAGGUGUUUUCUCCACAGAGAUAGGCACAGAAUGGAAGAGUUCAGUUACAACUGCACUAGCCUCGAAAGUCCAUAGACCCGCACCUCUCCUCUGUACCUCGCCUCAGCAGUGUGUCUAAAGUAUCCAGCCUCUGUGGCUGGGGCUGGGGCACUGCCAGAUGACCUGUAGUGGUAGUCCCCCAUUAAAGAUGUCUCUGGGGGUUGGGAAUUUGGCUCACUGGUAGAGCACUUGCCUAGCAAACGCAAGGCCCUGGAUUCGGUCCCCAGCUCUGAAAAAAAAGAUGUCUCUGAACGUAAAGAUAGCCCCAGCCUGUUGCCAGAAAGACACCCCUCACAGGAAAAUGAUCAGGUCCUGCUCCCCACACCUAUGGGAAGCCGAGGCCUUGUGCUUUUUAAACAUGGCCUUGAGCUACAGGUCAAGUGGAGGUGUCAAAGGAGGGGGUAUCUUGGACACGCAAGCUUAGGACUCAGGCUUCAUCCUGUCCUGAUCCAGGUUCCUGGAUGUAGGUGGCAUCUGCAGUGGUGCCCUGGAUUCCCCACUCACCUUCCAGCCUCUCCUUGCAUGAGCUGAAUGUACAAAUGCUUGUGGGACAUCACAUGAAUAUCAGGGCACUGUACCUGCACCCCACCUGCUAAGCACUACAUUAAGGGCACCCCCUCAUCCUCUCCGAGUCCUACACCCUUCUACCCUCCAUCUGCAAGUCUCUAGGCCCUUCCUCCUGGACACAUCUGCAUUGGCUCCACUGCCACUCCAUUACCCAGCAUCAGCGGCCACCCUCGUCCUAGCUCACUAUGGUGCUACUCCGGCCACACCACAGACCUCCCACAAGCCUCAGAACUACAGCCUAAGUAUGUCUGUGAUUCAAGUAGAAUCUUGAGUCGUCUGUGGCCAACCCAGCUCCUCUGGGCAUUGUAGAUACUCAGUCAUCAUUUGCUUUGGAUGAUGGAUUCUUCUAGCACCGCUUGCCCAAAGGAUGCUCCUUUCUCCACCUACGUGGUUUCCCAACCUUACCACAAAACUGAGUAACUCAGUCCUUCUGAGACGUUCCAGUGCUGCAUGGCCGUGCCUUCUGUUCUCCUAGGAAGUCCUGAGGUUAGCCCUCCCCCUCUGCUGGUUCUCAUCAGCUCUGCUCUCCGAGCUCUUUUGUUCCAAACACAGUUGAGAAUCAGCUGUUCUAUUUCUAUGGAAGAAAAUCAAAAGUCUGCAAGUGGAUCUGUCAAAAAAUCUUGGGUGAGGGGUUGGUAUUUUAACAGUGUUGCAGACUCAGAUCCGGGAUCACAACAUCUGGCUUUCUUCAGCAUAUGUUACACUGAGUAUACAGUCUACAGGCCAACUUCUGACGGCCUGCUACCAGACUCUACAAGCAAACUUGACCUUGGUACGUUGAAUCUUUGAUAACUUAUGGGUUCUAGUAGCUUCCUUGGUAGAUUUCACUGGGUUUUCUAUGUAGACGAUCGUGUGGUCUGUAAAUAGAGAUGGUCCUCUCCUUCUCCUUCUGAAGGGCCACACUCAUCCCCAAUAUUGAAUAAAAUGUUGAAUAAAGGGUUUGGGAAUGGGCUCCCUUGUCCUGUCCCUGCAGGGAGAAGAUCCAGUCCCUUGUCACUAGGCAUACUGAUGGGCAAAGGUUUUUGUUUUUUGUUUUUUGUUUUUAAGUUGAAAAGCCGCCAUCCUGUUUCUGGCUUCUCGUGGGUACACAUGUGAGAUUUUUGUGUUUAACUCAUAGUACGGCUUUUCCUUUUUAGUCUAUAACUACCAUUAGCUCAUUUUUGCUCUUUUACUUUGUAAGGUAUUGGAGACUGAGCCUAGAUUGUGUACAUACUAGACAAGUCCUCUACCAUUGAUCCUUAUUCCCAGCCGUCUUCUGACUUUUUGUUUUGAGUCAAGGUGUCAUUACAUCUCCGAGGUUGGCCUUGAGCUCACUCUGUACCUCAAGUAGGCCUUGAACUGGACACUCUCCUGGCUUAGCCUCUGGAGUAGCUGGUAUGAUAGACCUACACCACUAGGUCAGGCUGACCUUUUUUUUUUUUUUUUUUUUUUUUGUUCUUUUUUUUCGGAGCUGGGGACCGAACCCAGGGCCUUGCGCUUCCUAGGUAAGCGCUCUACCACUGAGCUAAAUCCCCAGCCCCCAGGCUGACCUUUUAAUGUGAGACCAUCCCAUGCAUCCCUAUAUUAAAUAUCUCAGCCCUGAGGUGCUACACAUUUUGUAGCCCCUGAUUUGCUGCAAACGUUUGAAGCAGCUGUGUCUCUACCAAGAUAUGAGGUUGUUGGUUUAGUUUCUGGGUACGGUCAGGAGACACCAGGGUCAUAUCCAGUCCCAUGGAGGCGUCUGUAGAACCUGUGCUAUUUCUUUCUUCAAAUGCUGGUUUCCACGGUGAUGUCUUCUGGGUCUGAGCUCUUUCUGGGAAUACUUUUAACCACUCAUCAACCUCUUUACUAGAUGGAGGGCUUUGGGCCGUUCGUUCCUUCUUGAGUGGACAUAAGUGCUUGGCGCUUUCCGGACCCCAAGUGGUGGGAUGCAUGGAUGCAAGCAGUGGUUAGCUCUCCUAGCAGCCUUGUGAUGUCUGAAGGCCUGCAGCAACGCCUCCUCUCUAAUCCUUGACAGUGACGAUGUCAGUUCACCGACAUUGACACCUAUCCAUCUCUUCCUCGUGAUCACACUGGCUGAUGAUUGGUUCACUUUAUUAAUUUCAGAAGAAUGGCUUUUGAUUCAUUUAUUUCUUUGCUGGGUUAUUUUGUGUCUCAUUGACUCAUAGUUUCAUCUUCUGCUUCCUUUGAGUUUCACGUGGCCACCUUUUUCUUGUUUCUAAGAGGAAUCUGAGGCCACUGGUCUGAGACUUUCCUCUUAAAUUAAAAAAUAUAUAUAUUAUCGGGGCUGGAGAGAUGACACAGCAGUUAGGAGCAGUUAUUGGCCUUACAGAGAGCCUGGGUUCAGUUCCCAGCA
Molecule: messenger RNA, 7408 nt
Organism: Rattus norvegicus (Norway rat)
Lineage: Eukaryota; Metazoa; Chordata; Mammalia; Rodentia; Muridae
Gene: Htra3
Product: HtrA serine peptidase 3
Biological process (GO): negative regulation of transforming growth factor beta receptor signaling pathway; proteolysis; negative regulation of BMP signaling pathway
Cellular component (GO): extracellular region
Molecular function (GO): serine-type endopeptidase activity; endopeptidase activity; identical protein binding
Source: RefSeq, a predicted model, not a curated record